Messenger RNA from Grus americana (Whooping crane), 7234 nucleotides. It is a transcript of the gene INO80, whose product is annotated as INO80 complex ATPase subunit. The coding region runs from base 452 to 5134 and encodes 1560 amino acids. The record is from RefSeq and is a predicted model, not a curated record. Gene Ontology annotation, cellular component: nucleus; Ino80 complex. Gene Ontology annotation, molecular function: ATP hydrolysis activity; DNA binding; ATP-dependent chromatin remodeler activity. NCBI's taxonomy places the organism in Eukaryota, Metazoa, Chordata, Aves, Gruiformes, Gruidae. Gene Ontology annotation, biological process: DNA repair; chromatin remodeling; DNA-templated transcription. The transcript is spliced from 36 exons.
CGGCGGGAGCGCGCCGCUUCCUGCGGGACCGGACGGGUCGGGUCGGCGGCGCCGCGUGGGUUUAUAGGCACAGGCCGCCCCCCCGCGAGGCUGGUCCCGCCGGCCCCCCCUUGGGGUGCCGGGGUGUCAGAGCGGGGGCUUCGGCCUGUGGCUGCCCUCGGCUGCCCGGGGAAGGGCGGCCUCUGGGCGCUGCCGGCCCGGGCAGCCCCGUGUGCGUACGGUCGGCAUGAUGCAACGCUGCUGUUCAAACUCGGAGACUUCUCCUCAGUGCCCGGCUCUGUGAAGGCCUGGGCUCGUCACGAGCCCUGUCCGAAUAGCGAUUGGCAUCUGCGGGAAGGUGGCGUGUGCUACAUCGGUGUCGUUGUUGAUGAAAAGUGCCUACCACGUGUACGCAAAACAUCGUUUAAGCUGUGUGUUCAGAGGCACCUGUGCAUGAGGAGAGGUUUGUUCUAUGGCCUCAGAGCUGGGUGCCAGGGAGGAUGGCAGCUGCUCAGAGCUGGCAAAACCCCUUUAUCUGCAAUAUCUGGAGAAAGCUCUGCAACUGGAUCAGUUUUUACGACAGACGUCUGCCAUCUUUAACAGGAGUAUAUCCAGCGAUGAAAGUGAAGAUGGAUUGGAUGACAAUCCUUUGCUGCCUCAGUCUGGGGAUCCCCUGAUGCAAGUUAAGGAAGAACCUCCAAACUCUUUGCUUGGGGAGUCUUCUGGAGCAGGGAAUUCCGGGAUGCUGAAUACGCAUUCCCUGAAUGGAGUACUGCAGCCAGAACCAAAGUCUGAAAAAGGGAGCUUGUAUAACUUUUCCAAACUGAAAAAGAGCAGGAAGUGGCUGAAGAGUAUCCUCCUGAGCGAUGACUCCAGUGAUACAGAUUCACCAAGUGAUGAGGAUGGAGAGGAGGAAGAAUUUUCUCUUUCAAGGGAGGAACUUCACAAUAUGCUGCGAUUACACAAAUAUAAGAAGUUGCAUCAAAGUAAAUAUAGCAAAGACAAAGAGUUGCAGCAAUAUCAGUACUACAGUGCAGGACUGCUGUCUACACAUGAUCCUUACUAUGAGCAGCAGCGCCAUCUGCUAGGGCCCAAGAAAAAGAAAUUUAAAGAAGAGAAAAAAUUAAAAGGCAAGUUGAAAAAAGUAAAGAAAAAGAGGAGACGGGAUGAAGAACUGUCUUCAGAGGAGUCACCACGACGCCACCAUCACCAGACCAAAGUUUUUGCCAAGUUUUCUCACGAUACACCACCACCUGGGUCCAAGAAAAAGCAUUUGACUAUUGAGCAACUUAAUGCACGUCGGCGGAAAGUGUGGCUUAGCAUUGUUAAAAAGGAGCUGCCAAAGGCAUACAAACAAAAAGCCUCGGCCCGCAACCUUUUCCUAACCAACAGCAAAAAGCUUGCCCAUCAGUGCAUGAGAGAGGUACGUCGAGCUGCUAUCCAGGCCCAGAAAAACUGUAAAGAAACUCUACCACGAGCACGUCGUCUUACCAAGGAGAUGCUUCUCUAUUGGAAAAAGUAUGAAAAGGUGGAAAAAGAGCAUCGUAAACGAGCUGAGAAAGAGGCUCUGGAGCAACGCAAGCUGGAUGAGGAGAUGAGAGAGGCCAAGAGACAGCAGCGAAAACUUAACUUCCUGAUCACACAAACUGAAUUAUAUGCCCAUUUUAUGAGUCGUAAACGAGAUAUUGGACAUGAUGGAAUACAGGAGGAAAUCCUGCGCAAACUGGAAGACAGCUCUACCCAAAGGCAGAUUGAUAUUGGCGGAGGAGUAGUGGUCAACAUCACGCAAGAAGAUUAUGAUAGUAACUAUUACAAGGCCCAAGCUCUGAAGAAUGCUGAGGAUGCUUACCAGAUUCAUCAGGCCCGGACCAGGUCAUUUGAUGAAGAUGCAAAGGAGAGUCGGGCAGCUGCUUUACGAGCUGCUAACAAGUCCGGUACUGGCUUUGGAGAGAGCUACAGUUUAGCAAACCCAUCUAUCCGGGCAGGAGAAGAUAUUCCACAGCCUACUAUUUUCAAUGGAAAACUGAAAGGUUACCAACUGAAAGGCAUGAAUUGGCUGGCCAACCUAUAUGAGCAGGGCAUCAAUGGAAUCCUGGCAGAUGAAAUGGGUCUGGGUAAAACAGUACAAAGUAUUGCUCUUCUUGCACAUCUGGCUGAGAGAGAGAACAUCUGGGGACCUUUUUUAAUAAUUUCACCCGCCUCUACUCUUAACAACUGGCACCAGGAGUUUGCCAGAUUUGUACCUAAAUUUAAGGUGCUACCUUACUGGGGAAAUCCCCACGACAGAAAGGUGAUCAGGAAGUUCUGGAGUCAGAAGACAUUGUAUACUCAGGACGCUCCUUUCCACGUGGUAAUUACCAGUUAUCAGCUAGUAGUACAGGAUGUGAAGUAUUUCCAGCGAGUGAAGUGGCAAUAUAUGGUGCUGGAUGAAGCGCAAGCACUCAAGAGUAGCUCCAGUGUUCGUUGGAAGAUCCUACUACAGUUCCAGUGUCGAAACAGAUUGUUGUUGACUGGGACCCCAAUCCAGAACACAAUGGCUGAGCUGUGGGCCCUGCUGCAUUUUAUCAUGCCAACACUGUUUGAUUCCCAUGAAGAGUUCAAUGAGUGGUUUUCUAAGGACAUAGAGAGCCAUGCAGAGAACAAAUCCGCCAUUGAUGAGAAUCAGCUAUCCCGCUUGCACAUGAUCCUGAAGCCUUUCAUGUUGAGAAGAAUCAAGAAGGAUGUGGAAAAUGAGCUGUCAGAUAAGAUUGAAAUUCUUAUGUACUGCCAGCAGACAAGUCGACAGAAGCUGUUGUACCAAGCUCUGAAAAACAAAAUCUCUAUUGAUGACCUCCUGCAGUCCUCAAUGGGCACUACUCAGCAAGCACAGAGCACCACUAGUAGUCUCAUGAAUCUAGUCAUGCAGUUCAGGAAGGUGUGCAAUCACCCAGAGCUGUUUGAGCGACAAGAAACUUGGUCCCCAUUUCACAUCUCCCUAAAGCCAUACCAGAUUUCAAAGUUCAUCUACCGUCAUGGACAGAUCAGGGUCUUUAACCACUCACGGGACAGGUGGUUACGGGUUUUACUCUCGCCAUUUGCACCAGACCACAUCCAACAGUCUCUCUUCCAUAGGAAGGGCAUCAAUGAAGAAAGCUGUUUUUCUUUCCUCCGGUUUAUUGAUGUCUCUCCAGCAGAAAUGGCAAACCUCAUGAAUCAGGGACAUUUAGCCAGAUGGUUAGCUCUUUUCCUGUCUCUGAAAGCAUCCUACAGGCUCCAUCACACACGCUCCUGGAUGGAGACAGAAGGGGAGAGGCAGCAGGGGUCGUGUUAUCUGAGGAACAGGGAUUUCUUGCUUGAUGUAAAUUUCCCACUGUCUUUCCCUAACUUGCACAGCUGCACUUUGCUGCAGAACCUUGUGUUCAGUAGCCACUGUAAAGCAGUUACUGGCUAUUCAGAUCACGUCAUACAUCGAAGGAGAUCAGCUACCUCAUGUGUACGGUGCUGCCAGGUGACUGAGCUGCCGUCCUUCCUGUGCAUAGCCAGUCCACGGGUAACAGCUGUGCCACUGGAGUUCUACUGCAAUGACCGAAGUGCAGAAUACGAGCGCAGGGCACUAAAGGAAGGAGGAAGUCUUGAAGCAAAGCAGUGUGUACUCAAUGGAGCCCCUGAGCUAGCAGCUGACUGGCUGAAGCAAUGCUCCCAGUUCUUCCCAGAGCAUCCAGGAGGGCUGUUAGGGAUCAGGCCUCAGAACGGCUGGUCUUUUAUCAGGAUACCAGACAAAGAGAGUCUGAUCACUGACAGUGGAAAACUUCAUGCUCUUGAUCUUCUGUUGACUCGGCUGAAAUCUCAAGGACACAGAGUUCUCAUCUACUCCCAGAUGACGCGGAUGAUUGACUUAUUGGAGGAAUACAUGGUUUAUAGGAAACAUACCUACAUGAGAUUGGAUGGUUCUUCAAAGAUUUCUGAACGAAGGGACAUGGUAGCAGAUUUUCAGAACAGAAAUGAUAUUUUUGUGUUCCUGUUAAGCACAAGAGCUGGAGGCCUGGGCAUUAACCUUACAGCUGCAGAUACGGUAAUUUUCUAUGACAGUGAUUGGAACCCAACAGUAGACCAGCAAGCAAUGGACCGGGCACACAGGCUGGGUCAGACAAAACAAGUCACUGUGUACCGAUUGAUAUGUAAAGGCACCAUUGAGGAGCGCAUCUUACAAAGGGCUAAGGAAAAGAGUGAGAUCCAACGAAUGGUGAUUUCAGGUGGCAAUUUCAAACCUGACACCUUGAAGCCAAAAGAGGUGGUCAGCCUUCUGCUGGAUGAUGAGGAACUAGAAAAGAAAUUGCGUCAGCGUCAAGAAGAGAAGCGACAGCAAGAAGAAACAAAUCGUGUGAAGGAACGUAAACGUAAAAGGGAAAAAUAUGCUGAAAAGAAGAAGAAGGAAGAUGAAUUGGAUGGGAAGAGAAAGAAGGAGGGCAUGAAUCUUGUGAUCCCAUUUGUUCCCUCAGCUGAUAACUCCAACCUGUCUGCUGAUGGGGAUGACUCCUUCAUUAGUGUAGACUCUGCCAUGCCCAGCCCUUUCAGUGAGAUAUCCAUUAGCAGUGAAUUACAUAUGGGCUCUAUCCCUCCCGAUGAGAGCAGCAGUGAUAUGCUUGUGAUUGUGGAUGAUCCAGCUUCAUCAGCACCUCAGUCAAGGGCGACAAACUCUCCUGCUUCCAUUACUGGCUCAGUUUCAGAUACCAUGAAUGGUGUUUCAAUGCAAGAUACACCUCUCACUGGGCGAGGCCAGUCAGGUCGAAGCCGAGGUCGUCCUAAAGGUUCAGGCAGUGGAUCCAAAGGUGGCACUGGGAAAGGCAGAAGCCGGAAAUCAAUAGCGGGAAGUGCAGCUGCAAUGGCAGGUGCCAAAGCAGGGGCAGCGGCAGCCUCGGCAGCGGCAUACGCGGCGUACGGGUACAAUGUCUCUAAAGGCAUGUCUGCAAGUAGCCCUCUACAAACAGCAAUUCUUCGGCCUUCUGGACUUGCAGAUUUUGGACCUUCAAGCGCCUCUUCUCCCUUGAGCUCCCCUUUGAGCAAAGGAAACAGUGUUUGUGGGACCCCCAAAAGCUUAAACCUGACCAGCAGUCUCAUAGCAGAAACUCCAAUUCGGAAGCAAAGCAAAGGUGCCCACACCUCAGGUGGUCGGUAGUAAUUUUGAACCCCCAAAGCUUGUCUGAACUGCGUUGGCUUUCAGAGUAGACCACCCUGCCAGUUGAAGGCAUGCAAACAAAUGCCUUGUUGCUGUCCAGCACGUGUGUGAAAAGGAAAUCAAAGCACAAUGGGAGUGGGUGGUUUAUGUGAGCACUUUGAUUAUGUGUAUUCCAAAAAACUAUCUUUGCAGACACUGCGAGAAGGAGGGAAGGGAGGCUGGGGUAACUGGGAGAGUGUCAGCUUGUGUUUUGUUGACUCAUCUGACAAAGAUUCCCAAGAAAGCAUCCAGCUACUCCAUGCAAUAUCCUGCAGCUGUGUGUGUUUGAAGUCACACCAAUAUACUUUCUCUCUUGUAGCUUGAGCUGGAACCCAGCAUUAGUUUUAUCCUAUGACAUCAGUAUCUGAACCCCAGGGGUAUCUGUAGAGUCAGAAGACAUUUCUGUACUGGCGGCUGGUCAGUGUACAUGCGGGGGUAGUUGGGGCUAAGCUGAAGAUGUUGUAUGAUCAGAAAAAAUCUUGGAUUCUUCUAGUGUGGUGCCUCUGGGUUCUCUAAAGGUUUGAAAUGCAAAGGAAGGUGUCUCGGGUGGUUUCCAGGGAAUGGACUCUUUUCAGCACCAUCUGUCAGCAACAGGUUCAGAGCCACAGAACACAGAGAGCACUGUCAGGCCCAGUGAGAGCAGCAGCACUGCCUCUGCUUCACCCAGUGGAAGAAACCACAAGCCAGUGGUUUGGAUUGCAUUUCAGAUUUCUCAUCAGCACAUUCGCUGUGUUCAGAAUGAUUUCUCUCACUUUUGAGGUGUGCAGAACACUUGAAAGCUUAGAAACAAAGUAAGGGUCUGUUUGUACAAAUCUCAAGAAGAGGGAAAGCUGAAGUGCUGAGGAAGAGUUUGCUGCUGCUCCUCUCACUAUGCCGUAGCAGAGUGUGGUUCUGCAGUUUGCAGUGCUGCGAGGGGAGCAAUGAGAAACAGUCCUGAGAGAGAGAACUGUGCCAUUCCCCCUUCCAGCAAGUCCUGGGAAAAAAAUUGUCUCGUAUCCCAGCCAUCCAUUGACUGUUCUUCCAGUGUGUUUUCCCUUCAUCUUUGUGAUCGUCACACGUACUGGCUUGGUUGAGUUCACUGCAGUGUGUGGGUACCAGUAGCCGUGUCCCGUAAGGCUGAUAGAAGGCAGCGCUGCCAGUGCCCAUCUGUGUUCACAUUCUCUGGUUGCUCCUUCCCCAUUCUCAAUGCACAACCCCCCUUCCCCCGUAGCCCCUUGCUUUGCUGUAAGCGUUGUCUGCAUUGCACUGAGAUUUAGGUGUGGGGCAGUUCUUCUGUCUGACACAUUGAAUUAAAAGGCUGUUCUGCCGGGGCACUUUCAUCCAUUGAGAGAGAAGCGAGUUGAGUUGCAGGUCUGGGCUGUGACAGCGGAAGAUGACUUUUUUUAUUAUUAUAAUUUUUUUCCAACCCCAAAUCCUUUGCCUGGCGUCCUUCAGUGUGGAGCGAGUGCUUCCUGUUGGCUCUGCCUCUAAUUUGCACACCUGAAAAUAGCAGAACUGAGCUUAGUUAGAUUGAUUUUUAAACAGAUUUGCAGGGGAUAAUUGAGGGGGAGGUGGUGUUUAAUUAACUCAUGAAGACUUCCCCCUUCCCCUCUUAUUCACAUGUAUAUAUGAUAUUUAGAGGGAAUCAGACAAAUGCCAAGCCUUUUUUUCUCUUUGAAUGUGCUGUCUAUUUUUAUAACUGAACUUGUACAUAUGUAUAAAGAGAGACACAUCUUUCUUUUACUAACUGGAGAAGAAAAUCUUAAAUAAAAUGGAGUGAGAUAAUUUUAUGUAAAUCAGCGUCUUUGUGGUUUUUAUGCAUAUAGCUGUAUGAAUGAGAAGAUUAGGGAAGAGAACAUGGAGUGUCUGCACUCUUCUGAGUAUCACCUUUGUAACCUUUUUCAGUUAGAACUGUACACUUAGCACAUGUCUGUAUUCACUGAUUAUCUGGUAAUUACUUUGGAGUAGGUAUGCAGCAGAUCACAAGGAAAAAGCAGCAAGUGUAAUAUGCACAAUUACAUAGUACCCGAGCUAUGAUGGUUGAAUUCAACACAGUUGAUCAUUUUGGGACAUCAUUCUGUA